GAGAAGGAGGGGUGGGAGAAGGAAAGCGGUAGAGAUGCGCGUGCGCACACGCUCGGCUCCUUCCCCCUCCCCUUCCCCCUUUUCCACCGCUUUCCCAAUUGGAAGGUCACCUAUGUGUCUUGCGUGUGGUGUGAGUGCAUGGGAGGUAGGGAGGGUGGUAGUAGUGGUGGGAAGCGUCUCAGGACAGGUGCGCCUGCGCAGUACCGCCCAGGCAAGAGGAGGGCAGAGAUGGAGGGAGCUUUGACAGCUCAGCAGGCAAUACAAGAAGAUACUGUCUUUAUCAGUGAGCUACUAGAAGAUGUGGAAGAAAAACUCAGUCCAGCUGUAGAAGAAAAUAGUAUAACGGCAGUUAAGAAACAAGGGACUAAUUUAUACAAUCGGAGCACUGACUGGAGUUUUUGGGUAACUCAGCAGGUUUUUCUCCAUCUUAUUAUUAGUUUUUCAUAAUUUGUUAUCUUUAGACAGAAAUUUAUUUAAUAUUCCUCUGUGGAUAUGGUGCCAUAAUUUUAUAAUUAGGUUUUAAAGUAACUUGUAUGUGGUUGUCAAGAUAGUUCUCAGAAUGAUAAUCUUUACUAUUAUUCUUUGGCCACUAGACUGUGCUGUUGUCUACUUUGAUGUUAUGGGAAAUCAUCUGCUUAAUUUUCCUCCCAAGGAAACUAUAUACCACAGAGCAGUAAUCUUGAUAUGUUGUCAUUUUCUGCAUGUACCAGAAAUGAAAUUUAUAUACAAAAUCUAUUUCUCUGUAAUAUUAGUAAGAAACUUAUUUUAAAUAGUCCUUUUGACUUUAAAAGAUUUCCUAAAAGAGAAUGUAGAACUUUAAUUAUAACAUUAUAAAAAAUAAAUUUGGAAUUAAGAGUUUCAGAUUCUAUUUGUAUGGCACUGAUGAAGAUACAUAACCUAGAAGCGCCUCUGGUUUCUUUCUCAGGGGUAAAAUGAGAAUAUAGUCUGUUGGUCAGGAACAUUGAAAUCCUUCCCUAUUCUGUGGGCAGGAAUAAAACAUGAUUGCUAUUCAUAUAACUUUUUGUUAUAAUGGAGUCAUUAUUUUUCUCCACCAACAUUUUUGGUAGUUACAAAAUAGUCUGUUAAAAACUUGUUUCAACACAUUUAUGAUGCCAAAACAAAUUAUAUGUCAUUAUGAAGAAAACUUUUUGUGUGUGUUAAAGAAUAAAGGGAACAUUGUUGUUCAGUCAUUCAGUUGUCUGUGACUCUUCAUGACUCCAUGGGCCAAAAUGUGCCAGACCUUCCGUCUUUCAUUGUCUCCCAAAAUCUGUCCAAGCUUAUCUUUGUUGCUUCCAUUAUACUAACUGUCCAUAUCACCUGAAGUCUGUCCAAGCUUAUAUUCGUUGCUUCCAUUAUACUACCUAUCCAUAUCACCUUCUACCAUUCCCUUUUCCUUUUGCCUUCAAAC
Molecule: messenger RNA, 1408 nt
Organism: Antechinus flavipes (yellow-footed antechinus)
Lineage: Eukaryota; Metazoa; Chordata; Mammalia; Dasyuromorphia; Dasyuridae
Product: protein Aster-C-like
Exons: 2
Coding region: 139-447 (102 amino acids)
Source: RefSeq, a predicted model, not a curated record